This is a messenger RNA of Aspergillus piperis CBS 112811, 929 nucleotides long. RefSeq names its product glutaredoxin. Bases 153 to 467 code for a protein of 104 amino acids. NCBI's taxonomy places the organism in Eukaryota, Fungi, Ascomycota, Eurotiomycetes, Eurotiales, Aspergillaceae. Gene Ontology annotation, molecular function: glutathione disulfide oxidoreductase activity. Gene Ontology annotation, biological process: cellular response to oxidative stress. The record is from RefSeq and is a predicted model, not a curated record. The transcript is spliced from 3 exons. Gene Ontology annotation, cellular component: cytoplasm; nucleus.
UUCCACCCAAUCUUAUAAAUAACCCCACUUCCCCCUCCCCCCUCUCUUCUCUUCUCUUCUCUUCUUUUUAGAUUAGACUACCAGUCAAUACCGCCACCAUUUCCUCCAUCUUCACUCGUCUCUUCGGCUCUUUUGCCGCUCCUUCUCCCACCAUGUCCGCCGCUGCUAAGACUAAGGCCCAGACCUUGAUUAAUGAGAAUGGCGUUGUCGUCUUCUCCAAAUCCUACUGCCCCUACUGCCAAGCAAGCAAGAACUUGCUGAAUGAGCUCGGCGCGAAGUACACUGCUCUUGAGUUGGAUCAGCUGCCCGACGGAGCCGACCUCCAGGACGCCCUCCAGGAAAUCUCCAACCAGCGCACCGUCCCCAACAUCUUCAUUAGCCAGAAGCACAUUGGUGGAAACUCGGACUUGCAGAGCAAGAAGGGUGCCGAGCUGAAGGGGUUGUUGGAGGCUGCUGGUGCUUUGUAGAUUUUCCAUCCCAUCUAUGAUUUUGUCUGCGAAGCAGUGAUAGGGGGAGUAAUGAUAGAUAAUUGAUUGAUCAGAUCGGAUCAGAUCAUAUAUAAUACAUACAUACACUACAUAUCCAAACACCAAAACUAAUGUAGGGAGAGAGAGACAGAGAGAGAGACAGAGAGAGAAAUUAUACAGUCCCAACCGGCCUCUCAACAACGCCCAUAAUCCCAUCCACCACACUGCGUCUCGCCCCCUCACUCGAGACAUUCUUCCCCGCCAAAUAAUUCAACCACACCAACCGACUAACCCUCUCAUCCUUGACUCUACCCAAAUACCUAUCCGGCAGCGCAUCCUUCCCAUCACCACCACCCUGAACCAACACAUCCAACUGCCCCUUCUUGCCCCUCGCCAACACCAACACCUGUCCCUUGGGCACACUCUUCCUCUGUCCACCUCCAAACAAUCCCUUAAACUCCC